CGUUCUCAAGAGGCCAACGGAAGAGAUGUCGUGGGAUUUCCCUUUUGAGAGCUCCAGUCCUUCAACGUUUGCUUAUCCUCCUCCUGCUCCUGUCUCGGAUCCUGUGCGAAAGGUCAUAAUUCGACGUACGCUGCAACAACGCGCAGCACCAACUGAAGCAGGCUCUGAAGCUGGUGACGGAGAAUAUGGAGCACCACCCAGUAGAACCGCCGUGGAUAAACAAGUUGUAUCUUCAACCGAGAUACUAGGUGUUGCUAAUGCUGGCCAAGAGGUUAUCCCUCCCACCCCCCAAUUGAAGGAGAAAUCCGGUUUCGACACUUCAAUACAUGAUAACGUAGAGGCUGUACCACCUCUCAGUGACGGCGGAAUAAAAAAUGAUGACCAAGCUACACAGGUCUCCGUCAAAGCGAGCAAUGUGGAUCUGCGGACAUUGGCCAUGCGGGGCGUCUUAUCUGAAGAGGAUGUGCACCGAAAACUUGAGGAGUUGAAGGCAGAGAAACAUGAAAUCUUCAAUCGGCUUCGGAAGUUACAACAAGAAAGGUCUCAUGGGGGAACUUAGCUGAGGUGACGUCGACUGUCGACUGCAAAGACACGGUCACUUCGGCAAUCCGCCCGCUUGCUACCUAUGCAUCGACACCUGAAAUUGAUGCUGCUUGGUCCGACAGUUUUUGACGUGAGCCAGUUUGGCGUGAAAUACGAGUUAAUCUACGUUGCCGUGUCAAUUAUAUUCCGCGAUUUUGGCCUAGCACGGAGCUCAGGGGAAAACACCUGCCUCUGCUGCAGAGGUUGAGGAUUUUUCGUCGCAUGGAUGGCUAUGUUAGAUUGACGGAGUGGCCUAGGGGACGUGGCUAGUGGCUAGGUUAGUUCAUUAUACACAUGCAUCACAUAUCCAGUACCCCGAUCGUCAACGAAAUACAUAUGCCACUUUCAAUCAUAUGCCUUUGGCACUCUCGGAA
This is a messenger RNA of Spizellomyces punctatus DAOM BR117, 956 nucleotides long. RefSeq lists its product as uncharacterized. Lineage: Eukaryota; Fungi; Chytridiomycota; Chytridiomycetes; Spizellomycetales; Spizellomycetaceae. The coding region runs from base 26 to 559 and encodes 177 amino acids. The transcript has 2 exons. The record is from RefSeq and is a predicted model, not a curated record.